AUAACAGAAGGCGUUUGAAUGGUUACCCCAUGCACUUCGUGAAUAGUGAACAAUGCUGAACGGAAUGGGAAAUGGUGGCUUGUGAUUGGGGGAUGUGGCAAAGCAUGUUUCGCGUACCAGUGCAAACUCCAACCAAGGCUAAGGGAAAAUGUUGACAACCGAGGGCUUGUAAAUUGGGACCUGCGGAAACACCAUUUUGUUUACAACGCCAUAGCUACCGUAGACAUCGUUCCCUCCCUAGCAGUCUAUAUCUCAAGCAUAUGCGGCUUAUUCCGUUACAAGCCUCCAUACUCACGCCCCGCUGUAGCCCUCCCCUCUUUCCACGUCACCCCUCGCGCUUCCGGCUAGCCGCAGCUACCCGCUUCUGGCUGCUUCCCGCUCCCGCUCCCCAAUUUUCUCUGCUUCCCGCUUCGCGCUCGCCUGCUUCGCGCUCGCCUGCUUCGUGCUCGUCGGUCUAGCCUUCUAGCUCCGAGGACCCAGCUUCCCGCCUUCCCAUCCGUCUCGCUUCGCGCAGCACCCCGCUCCCCAUUGCCCGCCGCUACCCUAAUCGCCAUUGCUCCCACUCACCAGUGCCACUUCCUGCGCCCGCUGCUCCAAGCUUCCUGCCGCUGCCCGCUACCCGCUUUCCGCCCCCCGCGGCGCCGCUGUGUGACGCUAAAGCAGGACCCAUUUCCCGCUGCUCCCCGCUUCGCGCAGCCCGCGCGAACCGCCGAGCGCGCAUCGCCCACCUUCCCUCGGUAACGCCGUCUCACGCUGCUUCCCGCAGCUGCUCGCUCCCCACGUGUCCGCUGUGCGGCCCUUCCCCGCUUCCCGCUGCCCUCCCGCGUCCCAGUUCCCGCAAGCUUCGCGCUUGCGGAAUGUUUGGCGCCUUUCGAAAGGCGCCGCGGGGACAGGGAGGGAGAGAGGCGCGACGGGUGGAGCGAGUGAGGCAGGACAGCUGGGAGGGAGGUAGUGGAGACAGGGGUGAGGAAGAGAGGCGAGAGAGCAGGGAGGAAGAGAGGCGAGAGAGCAGGGAGGAAGAGAGGCGAGAGAGCAGGCACGCUGUUCACAUUGGCAUCUUCCUUCUCUCCCCUCUCAUGAUCAUUUGCCUUCCUGCCUUCUCCCCUUCCCCCCCGGUGUGCACUUUCGCCUUCAAGCUUGUUGAAUGGCUGGGUGUAAAGCCUGCUCCAGCUCAGAAGCCUGCCUCGUCAUGCCUGCACUAAGUUGGCUCAUCAAACCUAGCUGCGGCUACCUGUGGUUGUGUAAAUUUUGGAAGUGCAUGUGCAUCAGGUGGCAGGUUUUGGGGAUAUGGCACAUAAAUACGACACAUAAAUGCAGCAGGCUGUAACCAGUCUUUAUCAUUUCAUAAUGCAUUAUGU
Molecule: messenger RNA, 1358 nt
Organism: Closterium sp. NIES-67
Lineage: Eukaryota; Viridiplantae; Streptophyta; Zygnematophyceae; Desmidiales; Closteriaceae
Source: the annotation of a GenBank genome assembly